AUGUCGAGCUUUAUUCACAAAGUAAAGGAUGCCGUGACCGGUCAUCAUGAUGAAUCCAAGACAUCCAGCAGCAAGAUCGAUGAUGCCCGCGAUACUUACGGAUCCUCACACAACACCACGGACAACGCUCCUGGCAAACACACUUCUACUGGCGCAGGCUCCAAUACCUAUGACUCUGGCUCUGGAGGCGGCUAUGGUAAUACAUCCACUACCGGUGCUGGAGGCUAUGGAAGUGGCACUGGCGCCGGUGGCCUAAAUUCUAGCUCCGGUUAUGAGACAGGUACCUCGACUGGCGCUGGAGCUGGAGGCUACGGCACCGGUGCUAGCACUGGCCACAGUGGUCACAGCUCUGGUACCGCCUACGACUCCCGCAAGGGCCCAACUGAUGCCGGCUCGGGAACGUCUGGGAACUACGGCAGCAAGUCUGAUACCUACGGAUCCAACACUGCUGGCGGAUAUGGCUCGUCUAACACUGGCUCCAGUACUACCAAUGCUGGUCCUCAUGACUCUAAGAUAGCCAACAAGCUUGAUCCCCGUGUCGAUAGCGAUCUCGACAACCGAGGGAAGCACGCUGGAACUACAGGCUCCAGCAACACUUACGGCAGCAACACCGGCCGUUCUUCUGGACAGACCGGCUAUGGCUCCGGUGACACUUACGGCAGCACCACUGGGCAGGCCAGUCAUGGCUCCAGCAACCCCUUGGCUGGUGGCACCUCUGGUCACUCUUCUGGACAAACUGGCUAUGGCUCCGGUGACACUUACGGCAGCAACACUGGCCGUUCUUCUGGACAGACCGGCUAUGGCACCGGUGACACUUACGGCAGCACCACUGGGCAGGCCAGUCAUGGCUCCAGCAACCCCUUGGCUGGUGGCACCUCUGGUCACUCUUCUGGACAAACUGGCUAUGGCGCCAGUGAUACCUACGGUAGCACCACCGGUCACUCCACUGGAGGUCACUCCACUGGACAAUCCGGAUAUGGCUCGAGUAAGCCUCUCUCUGGUAGCGACAACUAUGGUAGACAGUCGGGCUAUGGAUCUGGCAACACUGCGUCUGGGAACGACAACUACGGUAGCAACACUGGCCGCUCCACUGGACAGUCUGGCUAUGGCGCCAAUGACUCCUACGGAGCCGGCGGUGGUACCGGCUACAAUGACCAAACCUCAAAGACCACUGGAGCCCAUGGCUCCGAUCUAUUGAACAAGCUUGACCCCAGAGUUGACGAGAAUGCGGCGUUUGGUAGCCAGCGCAACUACUAG
Penicillium verrucosum is the source of this 1257-nucleotide messenger RNA. RefSeq lists its product as uncharacterized. Lineage: Eukaryota; Fungi; Ascomycota; Eurotiomycetes; Eurotiales; Aspergillaceae. The transcript has 3 exons. The coding region runs from base 1 to 1257 and encodes 418 amino acids. The record is from RefSeq and is a predicted model, not a curated record.